Molecule: messenger RNA, 7853 nt
Organism: Monomorium pharaonis (pharaoh ant)
Lineage: Eukaryota; Metazoa; Arthropoda; Insecta; Hymenoptera; Formicidae
Exons: 2
Coding region: 2498-4906 (802 amino acids)
Source: RefSeq, a predicted model, not a curated record
UUGAGAGUAAUUUGCAUAAAUUAAUUUCAAUUUUAAUUUUAAUGUAAUGAAAUGAGCUCAAAAACAUUCUUAUAUAAAAUCAUAAAUGUACAGGAAAGAUUUGUAUAAUUAAAUGGUUUAUAAUUGAUCUUCUUCAAUUCAAUCAGUUUGAUUAAAUAUCUACCUGACUGCAAUUAAGGUUUAGGAGAUUAAACAACGGAAUUCAUAAAUGCGGAAUAAUUGAAUCAAUUUUCUACCGGAUAAUAAUCCUGUUGGCCAGUCUACGUCACGUUGAAAUUAACGUUUAGGAACUCGACUGUAUAGUGCCCACGUUAUCGCUUAAUUAUAAUCUCCCAAACGUUGAAAUGUAAUUAACGGAUUCUCCGAGCAUUCCUCCCUCUCCCCAACCCUUUCUCUCUCUUUAUAUUUCUAUCUCUUUCUGUUCUCCCUUUUCGAAAGUGACAACCUUAUCGGAGAAAGCUUCCGAUACAGAAAGGCUUGAUGGUUGGUACACGAGUAAUAAAAGCCGCUGGUCAUUGACAAACGCGGAUAACGAACGGCUCGCAUGCUCGUGUAGGAAAUACUCUCGGUUAUCAGCGAAACGACUUAAGUAUUCGUCGAAAUGCACGAACAAUCAUCGCCGAACCAUUCACGCGCGCGCGCGCGUGCCCCCGGUAAAAUGUAAAAUGUAAAAACUUUCUCGCGUCGCGCUAAGACGGUAUUUUUUAUUGCGCUGCGCAUUCGAAAUUGUACGGCAAGUGCGAUUCGCGAAAACACGAAAUCUUCUCACAUCCGUGGAAUUAUAAAAAUACGUACGAUAUAAUGAGAGUGAUAAAUUAUAUACCGCUACGCGAAUAUCGCAUAUAAUUUUAUAUGCGAAAAAGACUCGGCGCGUCUAAAACGCAUAACAAGAGAAGGAUAAAAUAAGAGUUAACUCUGAAUAAAUAUUACCAGAACUGUCAUCGCACGCAUAUCUCGCGUAUACUAUAAAAUCGGACGAUAGCCUGUAAUUGAAUUUAUUUAUUAUCAAGAAUUUAUUAUCAAGGGGGGGGGCCUCUUGAUUGGCCAUAAAUAUCGCUCCGUUAUCCCUUUACGCUUUUGAUCUGACACUCCGUAAACAUUUCCAUUCGCAUUCGUGCCGGAAGCCAUUGAUUAAGAUACGCGCAAAUUAUAAACGCCAUAAAAUUCCUAUUAAUCCCUCGUUCGAGCUACGAAUAUCCGUUCGCACGAAUAACAUCGAAGAAUGAGGCGUGGGGUAUAAAAAUCCGACGGGAUAGUUCAGCGCAUUUGCGGGGCAGAGGGGGGGGGGGGGGAGAGGUCUCAUCGACGUCGAUGUCUUUUCUCGCAGAGACGAGCUCGUCGUUAUUAGACCAUAUCUCAUAACAUUCUUUAUAUAUAUAGAAGCAUGUAUUUUCGCGAGAUAACGCGCUCGAGAUCCUUCGUUAUUACGACGCUACGCAUAAAAUGUCCGUCUCGCGCGCGCGUUGGUUCUCUUUCGGUGACCUCGGGCAGCAUCGUGUUCGGCAAGCAAACGGAAAAAACUUUGGAUACACUAUAUUUUAUUUCGCCCCGUCCCGAAAUCACUUAAUUUACAGCAUGGAUUACGCGCGUGCACUCGUACGCGCCGCGCGGCAUUAAACGUGAUAUACUCGCAGUUGCGUGCCUUUUAUUUUCCUCCACGGCUAACGCGCGCUGCACGUUUUGUUUAGCAAACCGGCGCACGCAACUUCGCCGGAGGAAGCCGAAGAUUUGGUAUUUUUAUUUUUAUUUUUUUUUUAAUCGAACGUGCGCUCCGACCUUCCGCGAGAUCGGGGAAUUGUAGUGCGUGUGAGUAUCUUCAUCGUUCUUCCUCCUAAUGAUUCAUAAUAACAACCUUAUCCAAGCGCAACGGAUUACUACGGACGACAUAGUGAGUGCAAAUGAAUUUAGAUUAAGUGACAAAAAUAUAAAUCUCAAUUCGGGUAAUAACAACAAUAAUGAUACAUAUUUUGCGUGAAGAGGCUGUCACCGAAAUGAAUAUCACGUGGGCAAUAUUAUUUUUCGAAACAACGUUUCGCCCACGUUCGUUUCAUUUUCACUCAAGCAUUCCACUAUAAUUUUUCAAGUUCGUUAAACAGAUAGUCUCGGUAGGAUACUUUCCGAGCGUGUAUCAAUAUUCUUCGUGCGUAACGUCCGCAGCGUGUCGCCGCCUUUUAUUGCUCCAGCGCGGAAUACGCCGAACCAAUUUAGCGAUUGUAGCUGGAAUAGGCAAUAGAGGAUAAGUACCCUAGUUUAUACGGCGAUCUUACCGCGAUCGGCUGUAAUCGAGCGCCCUUACGGCUCUUAAUAGAAACGCUUCCACGUGCGCUCGUAUACGUUAUAGGGCCGUUCUCUCGGGGAAGGGGCUCUCUCGGAAGGCACGUAUUGAGAAUCGCUGAUCCUGAUGCUUCCAAGAACAAGGGACAGGUGACAAGGGGGAUCCAGACGCGAGCAGACAUAAGAUACCUUUCCCGAACUCGACAAAAAGAAGCACGAAACGAUGCUGAGCCUACGGCGAAGACACUCUCGGUGGAGAAUGUUCUCCGUCUUACUGUUCCUCGGAUUAAUCUGCAGUGGUGAGCUAACGCCCGUUCGUGUACCUGAUGAAACAACGACGACGUCAUCGACACCAAAAAAGAAGGACAUUGGUUCUCUGAGCGACUAUUGGCAAGCGUGGCUCCUGGUGGACGCGCAGGGCGCCUACCAACCCGGUCUGGACUCGGCUACUCUUUUGCGAAGGAUAACGCCGAAGAGCGUGUUCAUCGCGCCGGUGUUACCCGCCUGCGCGGAAGGAUAUCACGCUGACAAGAUGGGUAGGUGCGUGAAGAGUAUAAGACUUAACGCGACCGCGCACAAGGAUUUCAUCCUGGAACGACUUAAAAUUAUGUUCGGUAAUACGCAAACCUCGAAGAACGAUCAAAAAAAGUCAACCGGUCCUCUGCAGCUCAAUAUACCUCUGAUACCCAACGUCGAUCGUCAGUCGACGAAGAUCGAAAUCGACGAGGUGUUCUCGGACGUCGCGGUCCCGACUCGCAACGAAACCUACUUCGCAGGAGAUGAAGAGAAGACGAAGCCGCACAAGAUGAAUCAAUACGAAGUGAAGAAUAACACAACUCUGGACGAGGAGGAGUCGACGUUUUUUCUUGAGAAUUCCAGUAUUGACGAUAUUGAGAAGAUUGAUCGGAAAUCUUCAACGAUGGUUCCGGUAACGGUAGCGGAAUUGGUCGACGAGACGAACGACACCUAUUUCUCAGAAGUGGUGGACUACAAAAUCCCGAUAGACUUGAAGAUAUUGUUAAAUUCUUCGAGCAUGAAGAGGGUCAAUGUGAGCGAUGGCGUAGAAGAAAACGUCUCGAUGGCGGCGAAGCGGGAAAACUCCACUGAAACGUCGCCCGCACUGGUGCUGCUAAUCUCACCUACAAAAUUGACAAACGUAGUAGACGAUACGUCGUUGACACAGAAUACCACCGAACAAAUGAUACAGACGUCCAACUUCACCUUGAACGCCACUACUAUCGCUACCACUACCGGAGGGAGCAUUAUCGUUGGCAUAUCGGACUCCCCACCUCCACCCGCAAAACAAUUGACGUCGACCUCGUUGGAUGAGCAACGAGAUAACGAGACAUUCGCAGAAGACGAGCUGACGCCGGAGACUUCAAAGCCGAACGAGUCGCAGGAAACGGAGUUUGUCUACGAUGAGGAGGAGGACGACGCGGAUUACUCGUACAGCACGGACGAGCCGGAAGAAGACGAUUCGGCUGAAGGCGAGGAGCUCCUGAAGCAUGGAGAAGCCGGCAUGACAAUUCCCACGCUAGACGUCGAACGACUCGAUCGUCAUCAGCGGCAACGGAAUCAGACCACAGAUCAACAAAAGAAGACGCUCGAGGUACACGAUCAGGUCAUGAUUCGUUUUAAUGAUUCCGCGCCUGCGGAGGACAAGGACGAAGUGGAGAGCAAUAUCUCCAGCGAAGUCAGCAUUGACGGUGACUUCAUUCUGGAGACGACGCUCUUGGACGUGAACACCGAGAAGCUGCAAGUCACCACCACCAAACCGCCGGAAGUGUUAGAAAAAAUCAUCAAGAACAACGAGGACGGCUCCAAAGAAUCGUUCGGCAAGAGUCCCGAUGUCGUACCGGAAGUCGUAUUUUCCCAAGACGCCCAUAGCGCGGUGUCCACCAACUCGCAUGAACGCGAGCGAAUCGACCAGCUCUCCACGAGGAUUGAAAAUGAUAGGAACGAAGAGCUGGAAACCGCCUCUUCUUCAUCCGAGCCCCUGUUAUACGACUCGCCGGAGGAAGAUCCGAUAACCGAUAGUCGUACGAUCAACGAGAAACGAUCGCAUGCCAAAGAGAGCGUACUACAGGAAACUCGGAAGGACUCCCAGUCAAACGUUCCAGCGAACAGCUCCAAACAGACUGCGAUAAAUUUCGACUCGAGCGAGGAUUUCGUGAGAUUUCCCGAUUACGUGAGGCAGCAAGGUAGUUACGUGAGGUUCCCAUCUAGCGAAGCGAACAGCAUACACAGUCUGAGUUAUAAGCAGAAUUCGCGCUAUCCCGCGGACGACGUUAGCAGCACCAGCACCAAGAGCAGCGUACCCAUUCGCCAGAAACCAGUUUGGUUUCCCUAUCAAGCGGCGCCGAAUUGGAAGCAACUCGAUCGCGUCCAGGUGAUGGCCAGCGAGAGGCAGAAUCGGAGACCGGAUUUGAUGCGUGUCUGGAGUAAAAUGCCGCUAAUCAGGGACCCGACUAACUACCGCGUUUAUCAGGACCAGACGACCGACAACGAUCAGGAACAAUCUUACAAUCGAUUUUUCCGGGCGCGAUCGUCGCGGAGAUUGAGUCCCAUCACGGAAAUAUCGCCGGAGAACAGAGUGCCAACACAGAAGCGGAGGACGCCAAUCAGCGUGUAACUGUCCUUAGUCGCCUUCGCUCUUGAAAAAAAAGUCUAAUUGUGUCUGAAAUGACUCGGAAAGAAUUCGGAAAUUGCGUCAAUGUAGUUCGCGAAUCGUCGCCGCGCUUCACUACCGUACAAAGAUUUCGAAACAGUAAGAUCGAUGAGGAGAAUUAUUGAUAGAAGAUAUGCAGCAAUGUGUGUUUGAGAAGUUCAAGAAUCGGUACCAUGUGUAUCGCACCUAGUAUUAUUUUUUUUUUUAACUCAGUGAAUGUAUUGCGACUCGUUGAAGACUUGCGAUCUCGAAAGGAGUGAGCUGAACUCUCCUAAGUAUCUUCCCUUCUAAGCUUUCGUGUGAGAAAAGGACUGGACUCGCUAAGAGCGGAAGGAAAUUUAGAAGCGUACUUAGACAUUUGUUUAUUACGUUCGCAUCACACGCGACAGUAUCGAUAGACGAUUAAGCUCACAUCCGGGAAAAAUCCUUUCGAGGAAAAUUUUCACAAAUGCGUCUUGAUAAUAUUUAUGCUACGCAGUUAGUAGUGAUAAACACUGGAUGGAGAAAGUAGCGAGGGAGUAGCAGGUAGUAUACUGACGCAAAAGAUUUGCGCAAUCGAUGAUGGAUUUUGUCGCGUUAAUCAGACGCGCAGCUUUCUAUGGAAAGUUCGAACUGUGCAUCGUGCAUUUCAAAAUAAAGACACCGAUAAGUGUAAUUUGCGAACUCAUUACAUUUGGUGGUAGUGAGAUAUUGAAUGAUUGCGUGAAAAAAUGCGCCACUGUUUCGAACGACAAAAUCGAUCGAGAUGACCGAUUUGUUCGAACUGAUAUUAAGUAGACUAACAUUUACGAAGCAAGCAAGCGAAAGCUAAGAUUUUCUACCAGAAUACGCUGAAAAACAAAGUAGAAGAAACACUGCCCGAAAUAACUUAAAUUUUUUACGAAAGGUUUUUUUACACUUUUUCGACUAUAGAAAUUAAUAACAAUCCGCAUUUUCGUCGCAUUGAUUUUACAUGUGUGACCUGUAUUCCUACAUUUUUAAGAAUUAUUUUAAUAAUUAACCCUCUAAUUAAAUUUUAUCUAUGACUCCAUUUUAAAUGGUAAUUUUAUUGUUUUAGUGUGAAAAAAUGGACUUAAUAAAAAUGAAACACUCGCACAGAAUACUAAAUAUGCGGCGAAGAUGGGGAAUAAUAAAUUCUUGAUACAAAAUAUAUCGCUGAUUAGGCAUAAUGAAAUAGUCAUUAAUUGAGCUAAGUUUCGUGCGAAAUAUCGUUGAUGAAUCUUUAUUCUCUGUGCGGCAGAGAGAGAUAGUUAUUAGACUCGUCAGUGUUAACACUAAUUUUGAGAUAAGCACAUUGAGAAAAAAAGUUAAUUUGACUAAAUUUUUUCAAUUCAAGCAUUUAUGUAUUUCAGUUAAAUAUAUAAAUACUUGAGUAAAAUUGAUGUAUUUAAAUUAAAUAAAUAAAUACUUGAAUUGAAUGAAUUUAAUCAAGUUGAAAAACUUAGUCAAAUUAACAUUUUUGUCUCAAUGCACAUACGACGUUUACGAGCUCGCGAAUGAUAUGUCGAGCUCCAUUUACUAACGGAAGUGUUAUUGGAGCAGACUGAGCUUUAGAGUUAUCAUAGAGUAGUCGAUUUUCGGUCGUACGAAAUUUUGGAAAUCGUGUUGCUAUCUUCAAUAAAUGAACAUACAUCCACAUCAAUUUCCUGCUCGCCGUUGUAAGAUUUGCAGAGAGGAACGUAGGAGCCGUUUCAAUUCAUGACCUUUAGCAGAUUCUUAAAUAAUUCAAUUUUAUAUAUACAAACGGACGUAUUAGACAUCUUUUUGAAGAUCAAUCACAAAUUACAGCUACAUUAGCCAGAGCUCACAGCGUAGAAUAAGUGUUUUCGGUGUGACUUAAUCGAUCGUUGUUUCACGUCAAUGGCUUCCAAAGUAAUUUCGCUCGAAACAGCGAAAUUAAUGGUCGAAAAGUGAUUCGAAAAGUUUUUACUGUAAUACGCUUUGCCUUUCAUUCAGGCAAAACAAUUGCAUUUGGACGGCGACAUCAUCGUCAUCGAUACCGUUAUAAUAAAUGCUCCGGCUACAAUGUGACAUGCCAUAAAUAAGUUUACUUACUAAUGCUUCAAAGCUUUAUGUAGCAAUUAAAGCUUUUUUAUUUAAAUAAUAAUUAUAAUAUAACAAAAAUCAACACAUAGAAUACUUUCAUUCAUAAAUUGCAAAAAUCUCCGUAAGUUUAUUUUUAUUAGACGUAAAUUAGGUAAAUAAUUUAGAGUACGCUAUUAAAUCAUGUCAUUUUAUAAUAUUCUCGGAAGCUCUAUUUCCCUUAAGAGCAAAGAAUUUUAAAAAAUAUAGACAAUAUUUAGAUCAUCGACAAAUGUAAUACUAAUUAAACAGUUUUUUUUUAUUGAAAUAAUAUAUGAAUAUUCUUGUUAAUCCUGUUAAUACUCAUAUAUUAAAAUUUAGCGGUUAACUUUAGCCUGUUGCAUACAAUGCAAAAAAGCCGUAGCUUUUAUUGUAGCGGGUGUCACUCCGUCUCUCGACAUUUCGAAUCGGAUAUUGUUAUUUCUACGCGUGUUUUCCGCUACGGAUGCGACAAUGAAGCCAAAAGUUUUUACGAGAUAGUUGACAUUGUACGGCCAGUAAGUCUACUGAUCUACAUGAGUUUCAAUGUGGUGUGUAAUGUCUCUCGUACUAUUGAAUGUCGAUUCGUGUACAUAUUAAUUUUUAUCAUUGAAGAAUGUAUAUAUGCAUAGAGGCAUAAUGUAGGCAUAAUAUAAAUAAAUAAGUGUUAACAGCAGCAGCACAGUCUCACAGAUUGCGUAUUAAUCGUGUAUUAAAUCUUAUUGUAUUAUUUAUAGCGAAAUAUAUCGAUGUAUAUUGCAUUUGUCGUGUUGUGCAAGGCCGCCUGUUAGAUAACGGAGUGAAAGGAGUUAUAAAAAAAAACUGCAUACGACACCCGUAUGAUACCAAA